This is a messenger RNA of Cucurbita pepo subsp. pepo (vegetable marrow), 2320 nucleotides long. Its product is annotated as neurochondrin family protein. NCBI's taxonomy places the organism in Eukaryota, Viridiplantae, Streptophyta, Magnoliopsida, Cucurbitales, Cucurbitaceae. The record is from RefSeq and is a predicted model, not a curated record.
GAAGCAUCCAUUUUUGGAAGCCAUAACCUCAAACUAGCAUCAUCAGAGAGAAGCCGCGAAACCGAAGGCAAGAAAAGGCUUACGAAUCAUCUUCUCUAUUCGAUUUUUCAAGUUCAUUCUCCAGUCUCGAGUCCUCCGCUUUCAUGGAGUUACAGCAGGAGCAAACUCCGUCGGUAUCCAUAGAAGAUUGCUUGAAGCUCUUGAAAGGAGAGAAGGACGAGCAGCGUCUCGCUGGCCUUUUCUUGGUUACUAAAAUUUGCAAGGUGGAUGAUAUUGCCUCGCUUACUAGAGUUUACAAUGCGGUUGGAGCGAAAUUUCUUGAUCGGCUUCUGAGAACUGGCAUGGGCAAAGGAACUGUUAGUGGACCUGGAGAGGAUAAUCGCGAUGCGUAUUUGCAGCUUUCAGUUAGGAUUCUGGUUGCGUUUUGUCACGUUCCUGAUAUUGCUGCUUCAGAAGAGAUGAUCUCGAAGAUUCCACUGAUACUGGAAAUCUUAUCCAACCAGUCAGGAUCAUCUGUUUUGGAGGAGUGUCUUGAAUUUCUGUAUCUGGUAUCAACUACUUCUGACGCUGGUGUUACGGUUCUAUAUAAAUCUGGAAGCCUGAAAAUUAUAGCUUCUUGGAUGUCAAAGUUGGCAGAUGGUUCCCAUCCAAUGAAGAUUUCCAUGCAACUUGUUCAAUUGAUCAUUAGUAAGAUUUCUCUGGACAUCAUCAUCAUCGACUGUUUGCCUGAACUAACUGAUAUUGUUGUUGAUAUUGCAAGGCAAUUUGGAGUGUCCCACGAUGCUUUGAAGUUUGAAGCACUUCACCUGCUUUCUGCCAUCCUGUCCUCAAAUUUGACACCACUUUAUGAUGCCCUUCGUCAAGUGGCUUCCGAUGUUUGGUCAAAACACAUGCGUAAUGGAGUUUCAGCUAUUCUUCAUAACCGUACAGCGCCUGCCGAAAAGCUUCAGGCUCUUAGUUUGGCCGAGUCUAUGGUAUCUAUUAGAGGAGAAGGUUGGCUGAUGGGUGAAAUAGAAUUACCUGAUGUUCAAGAUGCUAUUCCAUCUGACAGGUGUCUAAUACUUGUCUUAGAGCAGUCAAGAGUUGAGAUUGCUGUGAUGCUGAAUGAACUGGCCUAUGCAAAAUAUGAAGCUUCCAAGAAUUCUUCCUUGAAGGAGGAUAUCAAUGUAAAGCAGCGGAAUGUAGCAACUGCCUUCUCUUUGGUGGAAAAGAUAAUUAAGUUAGUAUCAAAUGUUGGUGAAGAUCAAGGUGAUCUUAUGGAUGAAAACACACUGAUGAAAGUGUUUAGAGGACUAAAUGAGACUACUGGUGUUGUGCUAGAAUAUUUGCAAGAUGCAAAGGAGCAUGGACAAAGAAAAGGAGAUGAUAUUUUAGCAUCUGUACGGGUUAUUGGGAGCUUUCUCGCACAAACCCCCGAUGCAUGGACGGAAAAAGUUAAGGAACUCUUGGACUAUAUGCUCUCUGUUGAAGGAGAAGAUGAACAGAGCCCCUUCAACUCCGUGUGCUUCUUGCUUCCCAUGCUAUGUCAAAUAACAAUGAAUGUUGAAGGAUGUAAAACUUUGGUUUCUUCUGGAGGUCUUGCAGCUGUUGUGAAAUGCCUUAUAAAUUUGAUUCACAAGCACGGUGGGUGGGUUGACAAUGAUGGAUCCAUCUUCUUGGCUUGUGAUACCAUCUUGAAUGUGCUUCUGAAGAAAGAGCUAGCUGGACUUCUAUGUGGGGAAUCAUCUUUUGUUCACCUUUUGGAAGCAAUUGCAAAUUCAACUGAGGAUGCCCAUGAGCCAUCUGUUAUAAUGAUGGCUGCCAGCAUAUGUGCCUUAGUAUUUGAUUACACGUCAGAGAAUGCUCUUCUAAGCAAUCCGAAUUUUGCUGAUAAAUCUCUCGAUAAGUUAUGCCGACUCUUUUCAAGAAUCUUCGCUUUGUCCCAACAGCAGAGCAUGAACGAUGAUGAAAUGGCACAGAUGGAUCUUUACGAGAUUAUCGUGGCAGGAUAUUCUCGAUGGGGAGAUAGGUUCCCGCGUGUUCAAAAGGCAAUCGGGAUUGCACCAAUGUGAUUAUCGAUGUAAUCAGGAAAAGAAGAAUAUCACCAUCCCCUCCUUUCUGCACGCCAUUAAUUGGAGUAAGUGUAGUCUGCACCACAAGUGAAGUUUAAUUUUAUGGUGUUGAUAAUGUAGACAAAUUUUAAAUAUUAUUAAAAAGGUUAGACUUAGAUGUGUUUUAAAAAGAAGUUAGAGAAUCAGGAUAAAGGUAGGGAGAAAUAAACAAAUUUAAAGUCUUAACUACAAUUAAAAAUUAGUUAGUAUAAAAGAUGCACAUGUUAGAA